AUGGGCAAGUGGCGAUAUGGAGUCAUCCUUGAUGCUGGGUCAUCAGGUACUCGAGUCCAUAUAUACCGAUGGCUCAACAGCGCAAGGGCUCGCAAGGAGGCGAGCGAGCAGCAACUCAGCAGUCUUCCGGUACUGGAGACGAAAAAGCAAUGGACACACAAGAUUCACCCCGGCGUCUCCACCUUCGGCGAGAAAUCAGAUCGCAUAGGGCCAGACCACCUUGCGGAGCUGUUCGAACACGCGCUGAAGUACAUCCCGAAACACGAAGUCGAGAAUACCGCAGUGUUCCUGCUUGCCACCGCAGGGAUGCGCCUCCUUCCAGACAUUCAGCGCAAGAUGCUUUUGGCGGAGAUAUGCAGUUAUGCGCAGACACACACCGCGUUUCAGCUGCCGGACUGCGGCAUACACAUACAGGUCAUACCGGGUGAGACUGAAGGGCUCUAUGGAUGGAUAGCGGCGAAUUACCUGCUUGGCGGCUUCGAUUCGGCGAAUGUGAGCGAUCACGGCAACGGUCACCGCACUUACGGAUUCUUGGAUAUGGGCGGCGCAUCUGCGCAGAUUGCGUUUGCGCCAAACGCAACAGAAGCGGAGAAGCAUGCGAACGACCUUACCCUCUUGCGACUGCGGACUAUCGGCGGAGCAAACUUGGAGUAUAAAGUGUUCAGCACAACGUGGCUGGGAUAUGGGGUUAACGAGGCAAGGAAGCGCUUCGUGAAGGCUCUCGUUGAAGCCAGUCCGGAUGCGACGGAGCUACCCGAUCCAUGCCUCCCGGCUGGCUUGAACGUGACGAUAACAGGCAAGCCGAUUGAGCCAGGAUCGUCUGCAGCGAAAGGCGACGAACCGCAUUUGCUUGGCACGGGUCGCUUCUCGGAGUGCAUAAGUCAGACUUACCCGCUGCUCGACAAGGAUGCGCCAUGUUUAGAUGACCCCUGCCUCUUUCACGGCUCCCAUGUUCCAGCUAUCGACUUCGAUGUCAAUCAUUUCGUGGGUGUCUCGGAGUACUGGCAUACGACACAUGAGGUAUUCGAAAUGGCGCAUGUAGACAAGGCGUACGAUUUCCACACAUAUCAAGAGCGGGUGCAGGAGUUCUGCAGUCAACCCUACCAAAAAAUCCUAGACGGCGUCAACAGCAAGAAAUGGGGCAAGAAGGUCGACGAAGAAACAGCAAUUGAGGUCUGUUUCAAGGCGUCAUGGCUCAUCAACAUGCUCCAUGAAGGCAUCGGCGUCCCAAGAGUCGGGCUCGAGCACAUGAAAGGCGGCCACAACGGCACAAAAGCGGUAAUGGAAAACGCAAAAGCGAAAGGCUAUCUAGACCCCUUCCAAGCCGUCAACAAGAUCAACGGCACAGAAGUAAGCUGGACACUCGGCAAGAUGGUCCUAUAUGCAUCCAGCCAGAUCCCACCCGCAGAUGACACCUUAGCCGUCGGUUUCGGCAGCAACGAAGCCGGCAUUCCGGAUGAUUUCCAGUUCGCAGGCGGUAAGGACACGUUACUCGCAGAUGAUUUUUCGGAAGAACCGGAAGAUGACUGGCACGAUAUCCUCUCCCACUCCUCGAACCGCCGCAUCCCUGGAUUCCUUCUCCUAGUCCUCAUCUUCGCUCUUAUCCUCUUUCUCGUAUGCGGCCGGGAGCGGCGACAUUCCCUAUCCUCUAAACUACGCUCUCUCCUCGGUUUCGGCCGCCCAACAAGCCCCCGCUCACCGAGAAAGAAACGCAGCUUUCCAGGCAAAUUCUUCGGCAGCAACGACCCCACCUACGAGCGCGUCCUCGAGGAAGGCGAUCCCGCAUCAUCGUUCGAGCUCGCGGACGUGGACUCCGAUAACGACACCUCGGAUUCCGCGGACGGUAGCCGUGUGGGGCGGACCUCUGGCUGGGCCACCCCCCAGCUCAAGCUCGGAAAUCUUUCUGAGGGCGGCUCGGGCUACUUCGGCAAUGCUGUUGAGCAAGGUCAGGGCCUCGGAUUGGGGCCACCCAGUGUAGUGUUUGGCAAUGCGAUGGAGAGGGCGGGGCUGAUGAGUAGGACGGAUAGUAAAGAGCGCUUGGCGUUGAGUACGGUGCCGGGACAUAGGUCGAGGACGGGGAGCCCGAAUCGGUUCAGGACGCCACUGAAGGCGAACGUGGACUGA
Coniosporium apollinis CBS 100218 is the source of this 2124-nucleotide messenger RNA. RefSeq lists its product as uncharacterized. Bases 1 to 2124 code for a protein of 707 amino acids. The transcript has 2 exons. Gene Ontology annotation, molecular function: nucleoside diphosphate phosphatase activity. Gene Ontology annotation, cellular component: membrane. The record is from RefSeq and is a predicted model, not a curated record. Lineage: Eukaryota; Fungi; Ascomycota; Dothideomycetes. Gene Ontology annotation, biological process: nucleoside diphosphate catabolic process.